Molecule: messenger RNA, 555 nt
Organism: Phytophthora sojae
Lineage: Eukaryota; Oomycota; Peronosporomycetes; Peronosporales; Peronosporaceae
Exons: 1
Coding region: 1-555 (184 amino acids)
Source: RefSeq, a predicted model, not a curated record
AUGAAGCUCAGCCAACCGACCACGCUCGCCACCCUGGCACUGGCAGCUCUGCCCUCGACUAUUGCCGCGUCAGCCUUCACGGCUGUCAAGAUCUUCGACGACGACUCGUGCUCGGGCGCCCCGCUCCAGGUCGUCUUCAGUGCCUCCGCCGACUGCAGCAGCCUGACCAACGACACGGACUGCUCGCUCGAGGCCACAGACCUGGGGCUUUUUGCCUCGGGCAACUGCACCGACGACCCCGUCGCGUUCGCCGCCACGGCAUUCGGCGACGCGCCCUACAUUCUGGUGGAGCUGUACGCGCCCGACUCCAAUUGCGAGACGCUGGAGGGCGUCACCGCCUACCGCGUGGACAGUGAGUGCCACCCCACGGUGGACGCCGGCACCAGCUUCCAGGCGGACUGGGACAGCGACGCCGACGCCCCGACGUUCAAGCUGUUCGCGGACCAGACGUGCAGCUCUGAGCCCGUCUUCCAGCUCGAGCUGGCAGCAGACAGCAGCGAGUGCUACGCCGGCAGCUUCAAGAUCCAGGUGAACGCCGCAUCGGCGACGUCGUGA